Messenger RNA from Pectinophora gossypiella (pink bollworm), 4743 nucleotides. RefSeq names its product ATP-dependent DNA/RNA helicase DHX36-like (gene Rhau). NCBI's taxonomy places the organism in Eukaryota, Metazoa, Arthropoda, Insecta, Lepidoptera, Gelechiidae. Gene Ontology annotation, molecular function: DNA helicase activity; ATP binding; G-quadruplex RNA binding. The coding region runs from base 218 to 3469 and encodes 1083 amino acids. The record is from RefSeq and is a predicted model, not a curated record. Gene Ontology annotation, cellular component: nucleus; cytoplasm; intracellular anatomical structure. The transcript has 13 exons.
UAUCUCUUACUCUUGUUUAUGUUUAUGUUUUGUUGAUAUUAUAGGUUAUAAUUAUGUCCGACACACGUCUGUCGGUAUAUAAAUCAAAAAUCAAUAAAUAAAUUGCACCUGCGCUUUAUUGAUGCACCUUCGAUAAGCCAUAAAAAGGUACUCGAACAAAUCUGCGUACAAUGUCCGGUCCAUGUACGCAUACUAUUGUAGAUAAUCAGAACGCACAAUGAAUAGACGUAGGGGUAAGGAUAACAGGCGCCCGCUAAAUGCUUGGGACUCCCGCCUGCACAGAGGCCGCGGCAGCGGGGCUCCACCAGGGCUAAGAGGCAAAGCACUUGGCUUAUACUACAGAGACAGACAGAAGAACUUAAACCUAGCGAGUUACAAGGUAAAUUUUGGAUUACCACCAGCAGUCGAAAAUAGAGUGACCGUUAAUUUGCAAAAAAUAAUCAAACUCGCCGCCAGAUUAAAUAUACCGCUAGCACAAAGCACAUUCCUAGAUUUCCAAAAUGAAGAAUUGAAUAAAUCAAAAACUGGGACCAAUGCUGUUGAUGAUGAUGAGUUUGCUAUGGAUGUGGCAAUAGAACCUAAACUUAGCUCAGCUGUAAAAUCUAGUUCAUUAAAAGAUGAAAAGACUAGCUUAAAUAUGUCAGUAGAGAGUAUUCAUGAAACGGAAGUUUUCAAAGCACCAAAUACUACUUCAAACACAACAGUAGAAAAUCCUGGACCGAGUACCUCAUCUACACCAGAUUUCAUCCCAAUAUCCAGUACUGAAGAGGAUUACGGUUCUGGUGAACCUAUACUCUCUUUGAGAGGUGGUGGGGACUAUAAAUAUGGAUAUCAAGACAUUAUAACUGGAUCUUUUGAUGAAAAACUAGAUGAAUGCCUAGCCAAAGGUGUUAGUAUUAACCUACAAACAGAUGAAAUUAAACAAAUCAACGAAGAACUUCUUAAUGAAUAUGAUGAGAUGAUACAAAAGGACAAGUUUCGGAAUUUGUUGAAGUUUCGGAAAACUCUACCCACAUACAAAAAGUCAGAGGAACUCCUUGAAGUGGUAAAGAAAAACCAAGUUGUUGUAAUCAGUGGGGAGACGGGCUGCGGGAAAUCUACACAGGUGCCGCAACUGAUUUUAGACGAGGCUAUAUGCGACAGUAGAGGUGCCAAUAUCCAUAUAAUAGUGACCCAACCGCGACGCAUUGCAGCUUCGUCCUUAGCAACUAGAGUGGCUGAAGAGAGAGGAGAGCGACUUGGUAAUUCGACAGGAUAUGCUGUUAGACUGGAAAAGGUAGACGCCCGACCCCGCGGCAGUAUCAUGUACGUCACAACUGGGGUUCUCCUGACAGACCUGGAGAUAAACCAAGGCUUGGUCAACUUCAGCCACGUGAUUCUAGACGAGGUGCACGAACGGGACUGCCACAUUGACUUUACUAUGUGUAUGUUGAAGAAGGUGCUCAAGAAGCGUAAAGACCUAAAAUUAAUCCUGAUGAGCGCAACGCUUGACGCUGAGAAACUGUCAGAAUACUUCGAUGGUUGUCCCAUGUUACAUAUUGAAGGCCUUGCAUACCCAGUUGAGGAUAUAUACUUGGAAGACAUCCUGCUCGAAACGAAUUACCAGCUGCCGCCCGUAGAAGACUCACGAAAGCGGUCCCAACCACACAGAGGUGGAAAGAGAGGUUUCGGAAAUUCUUCAGCCAAUAUGGAGAAAGAAAUACAAUUCCACGCUCAAACAAACGAGCUGCUAAAUCCUGUGCUGAAAAGCAGACCAGAAUUGAAUAAAAUACGAAAAACACUAAUAGACCCAAGAAUUGAAGAAUUAAACCCCGAAUUAAUCGUGGCCCUCCUCCAGCACAUUUGCAAAGGUGCCCCGGGGGCCAUCUUAGUGUUUCUACCAGGAAUAGGCGAUAUUACAAAACUGAUUUAUAUGAUGCGGGAUAGCCAAAGUUUCCCGUCUUCUCUGUAUGAAAUAUACCCGUUGCAUUCGAAGCUACCGUCCUUGGAACAGCACAAGAUCUUCGAGAGGCCUCCAGAGCCCGUGAGGAAGAUUAUAAUAGCCACAAAUAUUGCUGAGACUUCAAUAACCAUAGAUGACAUCGUGUAUGUCAUCGAUUGCGCCAAGAUUAAGGUCAGAGGGCUGAAUGUGGAGGAGAAUCUGUCCACCCUAAAGAAUGAGUGGGUCGCGCAGGCUAAUUUGCGUCAAAGACGAGGUCGCGCCGGUCGCUGCCAGGCCGGCAUUUGCUACCACCUGGUGACGUCAUACCGCGCCGCCACUUUCGCUGAGCGUCUCACGCCAGAAAUACAAAGAAGUGACCUUCUAGAAGAAGUGCUGAUGAUUAAGAGGUUGAGGCUAGGCAAAGCUUUAGAGGCUAUGACGACAUUGGCUGAACCACCCGCUACUUCCACUGUUGAAUGGGCCGUUAAACAUUUGCAGCAAGUGGGUGCUCUAGACGACAAAGAGACGCUGACCCCUCUUGGAUGGCAUCUGGCUCGUCUGCCUGUGCACCCUUCAGCGGGGAAACUGCUGUUAUUAGGAUCCCUGUUUGGAUGCCUCGACCGAGCCGCGAGUGUCGCAGCCGUUUGGGGAUUUAAAGACCCCUUCCAGCUUGUUAUUGGCAAAGAAAAGCAAGCGGAAUACGCAAAACGCGCGCUAGCGGAAGGCGAGCCCAGCGACCAUGUGGCCAUAUCCGAAGCCAUACUCCAGUGGGAAUCAUGCCCAAGGGAAGACCGCCGGUCAUUCGCCUACGACUACUUUCUAUCCAGGAAUACCAUAGAAUUACUGUCAGAUAUGAAGAGGCAAUUCGGGGAUAAUCUCAAGCAAAUGGGAUUCUUACCCUCAGGCAACAUUAAAUCGUCGUGGGAGAACAGGAAUAGUAAUAACUUAAGUCUGUUUAAAGCGGUCAUCGCAGCGUCGCUGUACCCUAAAGUGGCUUUUGUCAGAUGGACCAACUCCCGCAACCCUCGAAAACAAAAACGGGUUAGGGUCCAACUUCCUAUAGAAAAACAAAAGAUAUCUGUGCACCCGAGUAGCGUGGUGGCUACGAAUGGACCGCCGAGAGCUGAGCCAAUAUGUAACAACCCUGGCGGGAACUGGAUGGUCUACUGGCUGAAGCAACGGUCUACCAGCCUGUUCCUGCUUGAAGUUACCAUUGUCUUCACUCUCCCGAUAUUGUUCUUUGGAGAAUUGAUGAUUAAAGCUCGCGAAGUACCUGGGCAACAAGAUAUGUGCGUAUUGACUGUAUGCUCCGUCGAUAUUUUUUGCAAGAAGAAAACUGCCAAUUUGAUUUUCCAACUUAGGGCUCUGUUGGACCAGGUCCUAGAGUCCAAAGUUAUGGUAUCCGACGACCGUGGGACCAACCACAGUCAGUUUGAAGAAACCGUUUUGAACGCUGUGGUAGAGUUGAUCACGGCAGAAGACGAACGCGUAGAUUACUACGAUGAUGAAGACGAUUCAGAUCGGGACUCUUAUUCACAAAGUUAUUAAAUGCACUUCUAGCUUGUAAACAAAUAAGAGUGUAAAUUAAAAUUACUUUUAGGUAAAUAUUCAAGAACUGAAUUAAAGCAGAAAAUGUUUUCUUUUUUUAAUUUCGGAUCUUUAAAAUGUUCUUAAGAGUUGUGAAAUUCAAGUUUUAAUGGUAUAGAACCAAAUAGAACCAUAAAUGUUACUACGAUAGGGAUUCUAACCGUAUCUCCGUUGCCAAGGUAGGUAAUUUAUUUAUUUUCUCGUGAAAUUAAUGUUAUAUCUACUUCUUUAGAAUAGAUCCGGGACGUUACCUAGAAGGUCCUUCCUUGUCCCGGAUGGGUAAAAUCAUUAAAAUACGUACGCAUCACCAAAGAAAUCCCGCGGAUCCCGCGUCAAUGACAACUCAUAAUGAUUCUAUGCAGAUACCGCGCGGGAAUUGGGUAGUUUCCUAGGUCGAAAAUAAAUUAUAAAAUUCUGAUUACUAAAUAAAGACAGAUCUAAAGGUGACACAAACGUUUUCUUUGUAUUAUUUAUCUUAUUUAUAAAUUUUAAUAAAGAAAAAUGUAAUAAUAUGUGCGACAUUUUGUCACGUUUUUCUAUCACGUCUCAGGUUGCUUUUCCAUAAAAAUUCCAUAGUAAUUUAGUAAAAAGUAACUGAUUUGACUAGUUGGAAACUACCCUGUUCUAUAGGAUUAGAUAAGUCUUAUUGAUCAGGGAAAAGUGUGACCCCAAGCAACUUUUAGUUGCCUGUAUGUAUUAAAUAUGUAUGCUUACUUUAUGAGCUAAGUAUUUGAUUAUAGUAAAGGUUGUAGCUGGGUCAAUUAUACUAAUGGAAUAAUGACCUUAUGCAUGUGUUCUAUACCUACCAUAAUGUCUAAGAAAUAAUUAUUCUUGGAAAUAUCUAUGUAUAAAAUACAAAUUUCAAAGAUAUAUAAAAUUAAGGAACAUAUUUAUAUUAAAAUAACUUAUAAUCCAUGGUUAACAUUUUGAUGUUGUAUUUAGGUAUAAGUUAAGCCGUUGGUCCCGGCUAUUAGCCGUAAAAACACCUCCACCAACCCGCAGUGGAGCAGCGUGGUGGAGUAUGCUCCAUACCCCCUCCGGUUGAUUGAGGGGAGGCCUGUGCCCGGCAGUGGGACGAUAGUCUGUUUAUGUUAUGUAUGUUAAUUAUAAGUUAACAUAGUCCCUUCGGGUAAGUAAGCCAGAGAAUGCGUGAUUCGGUCACCUGUUCUGUGGGGUAGAAAGGGCGAAAAGAAUUCUGAAUAAUCUCCACUGAAAAACGUAACAAAAAAAAUAUA